AUGACAAAAUCUUUUAACUACAUACUGGUUGUGACAUCAGCGCCUGCCAAUGAAGCCGAACUUCAGCUGUAUAGAGUGAUGCAGAGGGCUAGCCUGCUGGCUUACUACGAUACACUUCUUGAAAUGGGCGGGGAUGACGUCCAACAGUUAUGUGAUGCAGGUGAAGAGGAAUUCUUGGAGAUAAUGGCAUUGGUGGGGAUGGCUUCCAAACCUCUUCACGUUCGUCGCCUUCAAAAAGCCCUCCAAGAGUGGGUGAACAACCCUGCUCUCUUUCAGAUUCCUAUAGUCCCAAACAUAUGUCCAUCAGAGAACCCUUUCAUACAAUGUAACCAAAGAUUACUGAACAUCCCCCCUCCUCUUCCUAACGUGUUACCGAGAAGCGUCGCAUCUCCAGAAAGUAAUAGGCCAAUGUAUAGUCCUUCCCCUGGGGCUCCAGAAAACAGCUGUGGAUCAACGGCAUCAGCUCCCAAUGCGAGUCCUGUACACCAAACGAAUACAUUCACUAAGAUAGUAUUACCUUCAUCACCUGCACCAGCGACUCCAGUCACUUCGACCGCUGCAAGAUCAUUUUCUCCUCAAAGCGCAUGUCCUCCAGCAUCAUCUGGGUCAAGUCCUAGUUCAGUGACGUCGCCAGUACAGUUGACACCGGUUUUGUUAGAUGUUCAUGUGCAAAAGUUAGCAGCUGCGGCAGAGAAACUGAGCAAACACUUGCCACAGUUGGAACCAAAACCGCAGAAUACGAAAAAGAAGAUGUGCAAGGAUUUGGAGUUGGUAAUGUUGAUGCCGGAAUCCGAUCCGAAACGGAUGGAAGAGAUCAGAAAAUACGCAGCGAUAUACGGUCGUUUUGACUGUAAGCGGAAACCGGAGAAACCGCUAACGUUACAUGAGGUGAUGGUAAAUGAAGCGGCAGCGCAGAUGUGCCGUUGCGUGCCAGCACUGUUGACGCGCCGCGACGAGCUGUUCCCACUGGCGAGGCAGCUGGUCCGCCGCGCUGGCUUGCACUACUCCAAACACGGUCUGCCCCCCAGUGCAGCGUCGAUGGGUGAGGAACGGGACCGUGACGAGGAGGAGACGCCGGCGAAGCGUCCUCGACAGGAAGGUGAGGAGAGUGGCAUCAGAGUCAGUCCCGAUGCAGCGAGGAGUAACUCCAACCACAGUUGGUGGGGCGUGAAAGCUGAGAGUGAUGAUGCAGACUCUAGAUGUUCCUAUUCUAGUACCAGCACUCCUCCGCCUGAGGUAGAAGAGUCUCGGCCGCAGGUGGUAGCCGCUCGUGGUGACAGCAUCAUAGCUGUUGCUAACCCCGCGUUGCAACCCCAUCCCGCCCGUAACCAUUCCAACUGA
Messenger RNA from Diatraea saccharalis (sugarcane borer), 1341 nucleotides. The record is from the annotation of a GenBank genome assembly. NCBI's taxonomy places the organism in Eukaryota, Metazoa, Arthropoda, Insecta, Lepidoptera, Crambidae.